Penicillium vulpinum is the source of this 261-nucleotide messenger RNA. Its product is annotated as putative short-chain dehydrogenase/reductase family protein. Lineage: Eukaryota; Fungi; Ascomycota; Eurotiomycetes; Eurotiales; Aspergillaceae. The record is from RefSeq and is a predicted model, not a curated record. The transcript is spliced from 2 exons. The annotation marks the transcript as partial.
ACGGUGCUCAUCACCGGUGCCAAUGUCGGCUUAGGACUGGAAGCUGCACAUCGCAUCACGCGACUAGGUCCAGCACGAGUACUCCUUGCUGAUAUUGAAAAACCUACAGGCCGCCCAGAGGUAUGUGAGGUGUGGGAGGUCAAGCUACUUUCCCAUGCCUCUGUCCUUGCCUUUGGCGAGUGCAUCUCAAAGCUCCCUAAUCUCGACGCAGCCAUCCUGAAUGCAGCAAUUGCCACAUCGGAGUUUGGUACUGCCGAGUGA